CUUGACCUUCUCUCACCCACCAACAGCUUCAAUUUGAAUCGAUAAGAUGGUCAAAGCCCGAACCAAGCUACAACCACACCAUAGAAGACGAAAGCUAAAGCGAAGACGAAGUACGUUUCGUGUUUAUAUUAACUGAUGAACGAAACCAGUUUACUACGACUUUGCCAUAGGUUGAUUCCGAAGCUAAGCUUCCUCUUCUUCCUCAAUUUGAUCUUCCCACUGACAUUCCUUUCCUCUCUCCCAAUUCUCUUCUCUCUGUGAAAUUUAAUCCUUCUUCUCACCGUUUCUUGGGUUUCAAGUUGCGCUUCCAGAUCUAACUGGUACCAUGGUCUGUCGACAAAGAAGAUAGUUAUCAUUUGUGGUGAUUUUUAAAGCCUAAUUAAAUUGCGAUGAACCUGUCCUGCUUCGGUGUAUUCAAAUCCAAAUCGAAAUCAAGUAAAGAGAAGAAUGUGAAAUCUUCAGAGACAGAAGAGAUUGCUCCCGACAAUGUACGGUUGUUCUCCCAUCAUUCAUUGAGAUCUGCAACAGGAAACUUCCACCAAUCAAAUCGAGUCGGUGCAGGCGGUUUUGGUGUUGUCUAUAGGGGUGUUUUACCAAACGGUACUGAGGUUGCAAUUAAGUCUCUGUCUGCAGAAUCUAAACAAGGAAAUCGUGAGUUCUUGACUGAGAUUGAGAUGAUAUCAAAUGUUAGACAUCCGAACCUUGUUCAACUCAUUGGGUGUUGCAUUGAAGGAAGUAAUCGUAUGCUGAUCUACGAGUAUCUGGAGAACAACAGCCUUGCAAGUGCUUUACUCGGUCCAAAUAAUAAAAGGAGCACUCUAGACUGGCCUAAAAGAGCUGCCAUAUGCAUGGGUACAGCUCAUGGUCUUGCAUUUCUUCAUGAGGAAGCUAAACCGCAUAUUGUCCACCGAGAUAUCAAGGCCAGUAAUAUACUUCUUGACAGAGAGUUGUGUCCUAAAAUUGGAGACUUUGGGUUGGCUAAACUUUUCCCAGACAAUGUCACUCAUCUUAGUACCAAAGUUGCCGGAACAAUGGGUUACUUGGCUCCAGAGUAUGCUUUGUUGGGACAGCUGACGAGAAAGGCUGAUAUCUACAGUUUUGGAGUGCUUAUACUUGAAAUAAUAAGUGGCAGAAGUAAUACAAAGGCAGCAUUUGGCGAGGAUCUGAUGCUUCUUGUGGAAUGGACAUGGAAACUGAAAGAGGAAGAUAGGCUAUUGGAAAUAGUUGAUCCAGAAUUAAUCGAGUUCCCGGAGGAAGAGGUGGUCCGCUUUAUUAAGGUAGCACUGUUUUGUACCCAGGCUGCAUCUUCCCAGAGGCCCUCCAUGACACAGGUGGUGGAGAUGCUCUCCAAAGAGAUGAACCUCAAUGUCAACUCAUUGAUUCAGCCAGGUGUAUAUAAGGAUCAAAUUUCUCAAUCCUCAGGUGGUAGUAGUUCACUGGAGACUAAUCAGGCACAGAAGGGUAAAUCAAUAAAUCCUUUCACCCAUUUAGGCAACUCUCUUUCCAUUUCAACGAUGGAACCAAGGAAGGGAGAGGAAAAGGAGUAUUACCUGUAAAUAAUUGAUGUUAUCCUGGGUGCUGAUUAUUGGCAUGUGAUGUCAAAUACCCAUACAAUUUUGCCCUUGAGAUCAACAGCCAUGAGGGCGUGUGAGAUUUGUUAAGAGGAUUAAAAUGUGUAAUUUUUGUGUGAACUUUGAGAUUGACAUGCAAGUACUGGUAUGGGGCCUCUAGGAUGGUUAAAAUGUGUAGUUUUUUCACAUGUUUUAUCAUGUAAUUAAAUAA
Macadamia integrifolia is the source of this 1782-nucleotide messenger RNA. Its product is annotated as putative serine/threonine-protein kinase. The transcript is spliced from 8 exons. Gene Ontology annotation, molecular function: protein kinase activity; ATP binding. Bases 390 to 1556 code for a protein of 388 amino acids. The record is from RefSeq and is a predicted model, not a curated record. Gene Ontology annotation, biological process: protein phosphorylation. NCBI's taxonomy places the organism in Eukaryota, Viridiplantae, Streptophyta, Magnoliopsida, Proteales, Proteaceae.